AUGGAAUAUCGACCAGUUAAUAAUGAAGAAAAUGAUACAUUUGAAGGUCAAGAUCAAACAUUAUCUCCAUAUAUGCAAUUUGAAACACAAGAUGAAAGUACCCAUGAAAAACAAUCAAAAUGGAGUCAUCAGAAAGAUCUUGACGAUUUUUUUGUACGAAUAUAUCAAUAUCACCAAAAACAUGGAUUUUUUUGUAUAGUUCUUUCAGAAAUUUUCGGCCUUAUACAAUUUAUAUUUAUCGUUUCAUUUACGACUCUUAUUGUUCAAUGUGUUGAUUAUCCACUACUAUUUCGUUCAACACCAUUUGCAAGAAAUAUAACAAAUAAAAUACAAAUAAAUCAAGUCAUUCAAUCACCUAAACAAUGUCUUCAUCAUAUGCAUUUAAUUACAUCCUUAUGUCUUAUACUUUCAAUCAUUUAUUGGCUUUAUCGCUUAUGUCGAGCACUAUAUAAUCUACUUUCCUAUUUCAAUAUUCGAGCGUUUUAUACUCAAGCGUUGGAUAUAAAACCGAACGAUCUACCAAAUAUGACAUGGCAUGAAGUACAACAGCGAUUAUUAAUCGCACAACGAACACAUCAUUUAUGUAUACAUAAAUCAACUUUAACAGAAUUAGAUAUUCAUAAUCGAUUAUUACGCUUUAAAAAUUAUGAAGUUGCACUAGUAAACAAAGCAAUUUUACCACCAAAAUUACAUUUACCUAUCAUUGGUGAUAUAAUUUCAUUUACAAGUGGUUUCAAAUUUAAUCUACGUUUAAUUCUUUUUUGGGGUCCAUAUUCACCAUUCGAUCAACGAUGGCAUCUUCGACAAGAAUAUAAAAUUCAUAGUCAACGUGAAGCAUUAGCUCGACAGUUAUCACGUUUUAUUCUUCUCUAUGGUGUUGCUAAUCUUCUUCUUUCACCAUUUAUAUUCAUUUGGCAAGUAUUAAAUCUAUUCUAUGGUUAUACUGAGCUUGUUCGACGUGAACCAGGUGUAUUAGGUAGCCGUCGUUGGAGUAAUUAUGGUCGACUUUAUUUACGUCAUUUUAAUGAACUUGAUCAUUCAUUAAAUCAACGUUUAAAUUGUGGUUAUAAACCAGCAAUGAGUUAUAUGUCAUCAUUUGUUAAUUAUAGUAUUGUUGAAAUAGCAAAAUUUGUUAGUUUUACAUCCGGUGCUAUAUUAGCUGUUUUAAUUAUAUUAACAAUUUAUGAUGAAGAUGUUCUUAAUGUUGAACAUAUGUUAACAUUAAUGACUAGUCUAGGAGUUGUACUUGGUAUUUGUCGAUCUUUAAUACCAGAUGAAAAUGCUGUAUUUGAUCCAGAACAAAUGUUACAACUUGUUCUUGCACAAGUUCAUUAUCAACCUGAUUCAUGGAAAGAUCAUGCACAUACAGAUUAUGUUCAAGCUGAAUUUGGACAAAUGUUUCAAUUAAAAUAUGUUUAUUUUCUUGAAGAACUUCUUAGUCCAUUCAUAACACCAAUUAUAUUAUGUUUUCAAUUACGUCGAAAAUCUUUACAAAUUAUCGAUUUUUUAAGAAAUUAUACUGUAGAUGUACAAGGUGUUGGAGAUGUUUGCAGUUUUGCACAAUUAGAUAUUGGCAAGCAUGGAAAUAUGAAAGUAAGAAAAAGAAACAAAACGAUGUAAUCUGAUUUAACAAAAAAUUUCUUU
Molecule: messenger RNA, 1644 nt
Organism: Adineta steineri
Lineage: Eukaryota; Metazoa; Rotifera; Eurotatoria; Adinetida; Adinetidae
Source: the annotation of a GenBank genome assembly